AUGCCAAGGUUUCCUGAGAAUGAUGAGCCUGGUGAUGACUCAGAGAAUUACGAUGAGCUCAUUCGUAACUGGUUGAGUAGUCUAGGAAAGCCGAGUGGUACUGUUGUUGCAUCUGAUCAUGAUGAUGACGUCCAGUAUCUUGGAACUAGAAAAGCUCAGCCAGAUCAAAGCCGAAACGAAGUGCGAAAGCGACGGAGGUCUGGUCCUGGUUCUUGGGGUGAUUCGUUUAGACUUUCUGAUCUUGUUCCCUUUCCCCGCUCGGCUUACCCUCCUGGACCUUAUGGCGUAACGAAGCAAGAUGUGAUGAACAAUCCUCCUUUGGAUACUAGCAAACGUGUGAAGCUAGCGAAAAAGUUUGUACGUGUUUCUACUUUCGAGGAUUUGUUUUCGCCCAACGAAGAAAUGGUUGAGAUCGAGGAGAGGAGGCUAGGAACUGAUGUAGUUAUUGUUGAGCCGAUGAGACUUGAUGAAGGGACCACAUCUGAGGUUGAAGCUGACACUGACACAGUGCAUCUGAACCAUGAGAAGUUGGGAGUUGGUGCAGAGCCGAUGAGACGUGAUGAAGGGACCACGUCUGUGCUUAAUGCUGACAUUGACACAGUCUCUCUGAAUCAUGAGGAGCUGGGAGUUGGUGCUGAUAAUGUUGAGCCCAAGUCUCAGGUUAAUUAUGACACUGUUGAGCAGAUGAAAUGUGCUGAAGGGACCAUGCCUGAAGUUAAUGCUGACACUGACACAGUGUCUUUGAACCAUGAGAAGUUGGAUACUGUUGAGCCAAUGAAUUGUGAUGAAGGGACCAAGUCUGAGGUCAAAGGUGACACUGACACAGUGUCUUUGAACCAUGAGAAGAUGGGAGGUGGUGCAGAGCCGAUGACAUGUGAUGAAGGGACCAAGUCUGAGAUUAAUGCUGACACUGACACAGUGUCUUUAAACCAUGAGAAGAUGGGAGGUGGUGUAGAGCCGAUGAAAUACGAUGAAGGGACCAGGUCUGAGAUUAAUGCUGACACUGACACAGUGUCUUUGAACCAUGAGAAGAUGGGAGUUGGUGCAGUGCUUAUGAAAUGUGAUGAAGGGACCAAGUCUGAGGUCGAAGCUGACACGACGUCUCUGCAAAAGCAUAACAAGAGAGGUGUCUCAGUGAUCGAACAUUUCACAGAUGAAGAGAUAAAGUUGCAUGUAAUGAAUCUUCCGAAGCAAAUUAGUAUUAGUCAGGAGGAGUAUGUGGAGGAUGCAGAUGGGGAAUUAUGCCAGUUGUGUGGCAAUGACAGACUCCCGUUACCACCACCGCCAAUAUAUUGCUUAGUAUGCAGCCGUCGUAUCAAAGACGACGCUUCCUAUUACACCCCCGGGGAAGAAGAGAUAAAGGAUGCGAACCUUAACUUCUGCAGUCCUUGUCGCACUGUCUGUGCAACCAAGUUCAAGUUAACAUCUGGAAUCACUAUCUCAAAAGCCAAUAUGCUUAUAUCGAAUAACCUUCGAAACCAAUCUUUGGAGAAGUGGGUUCAGUGUGAAUCUUGUUACAAAUGGCAACAUGAAGUUUGUGGUCUCUACAAUAAGGACAAGGACAAAGACAACACCAGAGAGUAUAUUUGUCCCAUAUGUUUACUAGAGGAGCGUAAAAGUAACAACAACAACAACAUGCCAGUCAAUGACAAUACUAAUAUGGGAGCAAAAGAUUUGCCUGAAACCAUCCUUAGUUUCUUUCUAGAGCAAAGGCUAGCCAAGCGCCUUAAGGAAGAGAGACGCGAAACGGCAAAGGCUUUAGGGAAGGACGUUACGGAUGUAUCUGCACCAGAGGGUCUUACUCUCAGAGUUGUGUAUUCCGCUGACAAAAUCUCAACCGUCAACAAACCCUUAGCCGAUUUGCUCCAUAGAAAAAACUAUCCUACUGAGUUUCCUUACAGAUCAAAGGUUAUACUUCUGUUUCAGAAAGUGGAAGGAGUUGAUAUAUGCAUCUUUGCAUUGUUUGUACAAGAGUUUGGUUCAGAAUGUAGCCAACCUAACCAACGCAGCACAUACAUCGUAUAUCUCGAUUCGGUCAAGUACUUUAGACCUGAGAGAGUAACAUUAGCAGGAGAAGCUCUGAGAACUUUCGUUUAUCAUGAAAUCUUGAUUGGAUAUCUUGAGUUCUGUAAGAUUCGGGGUUUCACAACGAGUUAUAUAUGGGCAUGUCCACCUGAAAAAGGAGUAGACUACAUUAUGUACUCUCAUCCUAAGACUCAGCAAACCCCCAACACUAAGAAGCUUCGCCAAUGGUAUGCGUCAAUGCUUGAAAAAGCAGUUGAGCAGAAGGUGGUUGUGAAGACUACAAACUUGUAUGACCGGUUCUUCGUUUCGAGAGAGGAUCAAUCUACCUGCGAUAUGAAAGCUGCGCGGUUGCCUUACUUUGAAGGAUCUUUGUGGUCCAAUAAAGCUGAGGCUAUCCUUGAAGAAAUCGAGAAACAAGGCAAUAACGGUUUGCACAAUAUGUUUAAAUCGCUUACUAGAAGAAAAAUAAAGAGCUUCAAAAGUACAACUUGUGAUUAUGUUGAUUCUGAUGAUUGCAAAAACAUUCUCCUGAUAGAAAAGCUUGAAAAGGAUGUACUCAAAAAUAAGGAAGACUUGAUGGUGGUAGAAUUAAACUAUUCAUGCACGCGUUGUUUGAAAGCCAUAGUAUCAGGAUUGAGAUGGUAUUGCGGCAAAUGCAAGAAUCUUCAACUGUGUGAAAGCUGCUAUGAUUCAAAACAAGAGCUUCCUGGUGAACACAUAUAUGAUGAUACCAAUAACAAAGAGAAGAAGCAUCAACUCUCAAAGCAACAGGUGAAUGUCACAACUGUUGAUAAUGAUAUUAUUCAAGAAAACGAAAUGUUCGAUAGCAGACAAGCGUUCUUAGCUAUUUCCCAAAAGAAUAAUUACAUCUUCCACACGCUUCGACAUGCUAAGUAUUCUUCGAUGAUGAUACUUUACAAUCUUCACACCUCAACUAAGCUUCAUCAUCACUCUCAAAACUCUAGCGGUCUCAUCUGCACGGACUGCAAGAAAGAUGUUUCGACAAGUAUCUACUUGCCUUGUUUGCUCUGUCCGGAUUACCGAGCUUGCACUGGAUGUUAUACCGAUAAAGAAACCGUUCGUCAUCUUCAUAUUUUCCCAACACUCGCUUCAGCUAAUGGAGUUCCCCCUAAAACCGUAAUGGUUCUUGAGAUACUGAAAGCAUUGCAGCACGCAUCUCUGUGCCAACCAACGGCCUCUAAGUCGUGCUCAUACCCGAAAUGCAGAGAAGUUCAAGUAUUGUUCAUUCACAAUGAACGAUGCAAAAUCCAAAUGAUGGGAGUUCCUUGUAACAUUUGCCGAGGCAAAACCAAAGAGAUGGGAUUUUCUUGUAAGAUUUGCGGUUGUAAGACUUGCAAUAGUUUGUCACAGAUAGUAAAGAUCCAUGCGUACCAUUGCCGAGAUCUCAAUUGCCCUGUACCAGGCUGCAGAGAUAUGAAGGAACUGUUGAUUAAGAAGUAUGGUGUAAAGUACUAA
Camelina sativa (false flax) is the source of this 3501-nucleotide messenger RNA. The record is from RefSeq and is a predicted model, not a curated record. Lineage: Eukaryota; Viridiplantae; Streptophyta; Magnoliopsida; Brassicales; Brassicaceae.